Messenger RNA from Parathielavia appendiculata, 1848 nucleotides. RefSeq lists its product as uncharacterized. The record is from RefSeq and is a predicted model, not a curated record. Bases 1 to 1848 code for a protein of 615 amino acids. The transcript has 3 exons. Lineage: Eukaryota; Fungi; Ascomycota; Sordariomycetes; Sordariales; Chaetomiaceae.
AUGUUGAUGAAGACUGCGGUAACGGCCCUUUUGGGUCUGGCCAUGGCUGCCGAGGCGGCCACGGUCCACCAUUACAGACCGUCCAGCACGCUGGAACGACGACAGAACCGGGGCGGGCGAUUUGGUGGUGGAAACAACAACAACAAUGGGGGGAACAACAACAACAAUGGGGGGAACAACAACAACAAUGGGGGAAACAACAACAACAACAAUGGGGGGAACAAUAAUAAUAACAACGGUGCCAGCGAAACUUGCCUGGCACCAAACGCUAUCCAAACCGGCUCGCAGUCCACCGGCCAGAAUGGUGCGCAGGCCGCGGAUGGUCAGGUCGAGUCGGCCGUUUCCGACAACAACUUCAUCAAUUACUGCGCAGGCGAGACCUUGACCAACGGUCUGCAGAACCGCGAUGGUUCCUGCAACGGUAUCCCAAUGGGCAAGAUUCCCGCCGUCAACAGGAUGGUCUCGACCGUCAUUACCAACCCCAAGAACAAUGACGACCUCGAGGAGCUUACGACCUUCGACAUCCAGGUCAACGUUGCCAAUCUGCAGGCCGGUUCCUUCACCAACGCCACGAGCACCUACUACUCGGCUCCACAAGACCUCAACGGAGCUGGCCAGGUUAUCGGCCAUGUCCACGUUACGGUCCAGGACACGGGCGACACCCUGAACCCCACCCAGCCGCUUGAUGCCACCAAGUUCGCCUUCUUCAAGGGCAUCAAUGACGCCGGAAACGGCCAGGGCCUGCUCAGCGCUGAGGUAACCGGAGGUCUCCCAGCCGGUUGCUACCGUGUCUGCACUAUAACCAGCGCCUCCAAUCACCAGCCUGUUCUGAUGCCCGUUGCCCAGCGUGGUUCGCAGGAGGACUGUCGCUACUUCAGUGUCGGCGGCGCCUGCGGAAAUGGCGGCAAUAACAACAAUAAUAACAAUGGUGGAAACAACAACAACAACCAGGGCGGCAACCAAGGCGGGAAUCAGGGAGGCAACGCUGGUAACCAAGGCGGCAACCAAGGUGGCAACGCUGGUAACAACCAGGGCAACCAAGGUGGCAACCAGGGCAACCAAGGUGGCAACCAGGGCAACCAAGGCGGCAACGCUGGCAACAAUCAGGGCAACCAAGGUGGCAAUCAGGGUGGCAACCAGGGCAACCAGGGCAACCAGGGCAACCAGGGCAACCAGGGCAACCAGGGCAACCAAGGCGGCAACCAGGGCAACCAAGGCGGCAACCAGGGCAACCAAGGCGGCAACCAGGGUGGUAACGCUGGCAACAAUCAGGGCAACCAAGGUGGCAAUCAGGGUGGCAAUGCGGGCAACGGUGCUGAUAACAACGCCGGUAACUCUGGUAACAACGGCGGCCAGGGUGCUGGUCAAGGUGCUGGUCAAGGUGCUGGUCAAGGUGCCGGUCAAGGUGCCGGUCAAGGUGCCGGUCAGGGUGCUGGUCAAGGUGCCGGUCAGGGUGCCGGUAACAACGGCGGCAACAAUACUGGCAACAACAACCAAGGCGGCGGCAGAGGAAACGGCGGUGGCGGCAGAGGCAACGUCGGAGCGGGCGCCCAGAACAAUGCGGCUACACCCAACAACGGCACUAACCAAGGUGGCGGCGCCAACGCAAACGCUGGUAGCGCCAUUGCCGGCAUCGCAGCGCCCGCAGUAGAGGACUCGGGCGAUGCUGCCCGCCCGUUCUCGGUCAAUGGCAACACCUUCGUGAACAGGGCGGCCGCGGUUCAGCGCGCCUGUGCCAUCCAGAACAAUGGCUGCGCCAAUGCUGUCAACUCCGGAGCCGCCCAGGGCUCGACGGUCGCUGACUGCAAUCAACAAGAAGCCGCAUGCCGGGCGGCCGGAGGUGCCUAA